Molecule: messenger RNA, 2998 nt
Organism: Tribolium madens (black flour beetle)
Lineage: Eukaryota; Metazoa; Arthropoda; Insecta; Coleoptera; Tenebrionidae
Exons: 6
Coding region: 334-2871 (845 amino acids)
Cellular component (GO): membrane; cytosol
Molecular function (GO): RNA binding; SH3 domain binding
Source: RefSeq, a predicted model, not a curated record
AAUUACAAUGAAUAAUCAGAAUCAGAACAAAGACGAAAUUUUAUGUAUAACCACACGUCACUGCCACGUAACAGCUGCUACCUGUGGCUGCUACACAAAGACCAUACAAAGACACAGCGACACAGCAAGGAAUAAAAGGGAACCCCAUCAAAUAUUGCCACUACCAGAUCGUUUGGUGAUCUCCAGUGUGCAAAACUAAAAAACCCUAGAUUUUAGUUUCGCUUUGUUUCUGUCAAAUGUCAAAUAUCUAGGUUAGGUUAUAAACAAAACCACAAAAAUAUUAUUUCGAAAAUAUAAAAUUUCAGAGGUAUUACAAUAGUGUUUGUACGUUUUAUGGCCAAAACGAUGUCUCAGGCCAGAAAUAAUUACCAAAACAACAAUCCCAAAAAUCAUUAUCAAAACAACAAUGCUAAUAAUGUAUAUGGUUUAAACCGAAGGCACUGCCUUACAAAAGAACAAAAGAAAAGAAUUCGCUGUCAGAAGCCCUAUGAUCGGUUCCAUUUUUAUAGGGGCUUUAAUAGGUAUCCACCACCACAUUGGAAUAAUGCACAUAGAAGGGGGGCCUUUGUUCCGAGGCCAAAUCCAAGACAAACUCCUCGAGAAGAAAAUUCACGAUCUCCAUCACCUUUCUCAGGUACUGAGGAAUACACCCAGAAAAAAAUACAAGAAACCAGUGAUAUGAUUAAAAAACAGCUAAUGAUGCCACCCGAAGCAGAGGAAAUUGUAAAUGUGGAGCAAAAUAAGGAGCUACCUCCACAGGAUACUACUGAAUGUAAAGCCACUGAAAACGACAAAAAUUUCAGUAAAAACGAGUCGGAAAAAAGCGUCGCUAAAUCCAAGAAGGUCACACAUUACAAUGUUGAAGAAAUUCACAAUAAAAUCAUAACCCACAUUAGUAAUUUGAAUCAUGGGAAGAAAAUGAACCUAAUUUGUUCCACUUCAUCAGGGUAUGACAUUGCCAUUCAACAGAUCCAAAAGCAAAAGAGAUUAGAGUUAUCAAAAGUGCUAAGAGAUAUGUGCACCAGUCAAGCAGUGGAAAGUAGUGAGGUUAUAAAUGCGAUUAUCCCUGAUAUUGGCAUAAAAAUCGAAGACUUACCUUUAGAGGUGAUUCAAGAACUUAGUAGCACAUUAGACUUGAAUUUUGAUGACUCUUCAUUUUUGGAAAAUAGUUGUGACACUAUAAACGUCAGAACUGACGUUUGUGAAAAUGGCACUCAACAAACUGAAAGGGAACAAAAUAUCAAGGAAGAAAUUAAUUGUGUUGAAAAUGAGUCCGUCUUUAGUUUACAACAAGCACAAAAUGAGAAUGAGGUCAUUAAAAUUAAACAAGAAUAUAAUUCUGACGAAAUUAUUGAAAAUUCAGAAGAAAUUAAUUGUGUUGGAAGUGAGUUUGUCUUUAGUUUACAACAUGCACAAAAUGAGAAUGAGGUCAUUAAAAUUAAAAAAGAAUAUAAUGCUGACGAAAUUAUUGAAAAUUCAGUAGUAGACAAAGCUAACUUUUUUGAAGUUGUAAAUGAGAUACAAUAUGGAUAUAUUUCACAAACAAAUGAUUCUGAGUUUAGUGAAACUAAAUCUCAAACAGUAUUUACAAAACGAUUAGUUUCAUCAGAAUCACAGACUGAUUUUGUAGAAUUCCAUUCCUCCGCAUCUCAAACUGAUAAUAAUUUAAGUAUCAGUAAAGAAUUUGAAGUUAGAGAAAACAUUGAAAACUUAAAAGAUGCCGUAAAAGUAAUGUUUAAAAUUGAUAAAGAAAUAGAGCGACUAACAAAACUAAGACAAACAAUUUUUACUAAAUUACAAGGCAAAAGCAAUCACAAAAAGUCUUCUGUUAAUCAGUUGAAGAAUAUAGUAAAUAAACGAAAAUUUAAAAAAAUAACCAGAGAGGGUACCACGAAGUGUAAAAGAAAAUUGAAUUUACAAGAUAAAAGUGCAGCUCAAAUCAUGAAUGAAACAAUCGACUUUAUUUAUAAGGAACCUCUGAAAUUUGAAAUUUUUUCAGAAAAAAUUUUGGUCCUGAAGUUAAUUGAAGAGGUGCUUCUGGCUGCAUCGGAGAGCGGCAAAAUUUUUUAUAUAAAUAUACACACCGGGACUACCGAAGCCACACUUCAAGUGUCUCACACACCGAUUACGUGUUUAUGUUACUUGGAAACCCCCUCAAAGCAAUCUCACUUAUUUGUAGGUUCAUUUGAAAGUUAUCUUCGCGAAUAUCAUUGCAACACCAGAUUACUUGUCAACAUUACCAACAUUACAGACUGUAUACAAUGCAUGGAACACGCAUGGGAGUACAUUUUCAUUGGUACGACCAACGGCAGGCUGAAGCGUUAUUCUUUAAAGCGAAAACUGAUAGAAUUUGAAGACACAAUUUCAGAAGAAGCUGUCCUUGUGUUAAAAGCAACGCAAGAGGGUGCUCGCCGUGUCCUUUUGGUGGGUUCGAGAAACGCCCAGGUGUGUGUUAAGGACGCGAUGUCGGGGUUGUAUUUGAGGACUUUAGGGGAAUGGGCAGGAUGUGUGACACCAACUGUGUAUAGUUUACUAUUGGAAAAUAGUUUGGUUUAUUGUGGAACAAUGUCUCAUGAUAUUUUAGUUUUUGGUUUUCAUAAUGGAAACUUGGUGCAUAGGCAUCAAGCCACGAAUUCUAAGGGGAUAUGUUGUAUGAAAAUUGUCAAAAACUUGCUUUUUGCCAGUUGCUACAAUGGGAAUAUUUAUGUUUACAAUGUAGUCAGCGAUAAUUAUGUAGGGAUGAUUGAAGGGGCAGGAGGUGUGAUAUUGUCAAUGGAAGUUUUUAAAAAUUUGGUUAUAGUGGGGACGAUGUCGCACAAUUUUAGGUCGUUGUUAAUUCCUGAUUACAUUCUAGAAAAUUGGGAGGCCUGAUUUUAUUCCAAUUUUAUGAAUUUCGAGAAAGCGGGCAUUAAUUUUCUAGUCGAUUUAAUUAAGAUUUAUUUAGAUUCUCAAACAUUUUCUAUGAUUAUUUUUUUAAAUAAAUUUUUCUAGAAAAGUG